AUGGAUGUAGUAGCGAAAGGGCGAAAAUUUACAACCUCUAUGGUUGACAUCCUGCCGUUAGAAGUGUUGGCGAACAUUCUAAGUGUCGUUGCCAAGUCAUCUCCUGCUGAUUUAUUUCGGUGCAAAUUAAGUUGUAAAACACUGCGACGGAUAGCCGAAGAAAAAGGGGUCCUUCAACAACUUCACCUCCGCUGGAUUAAAACACGAAUGUCGUGGCCACACCGAGAAGCGGCGAAGAAGUUCUUCAUGACGCGCGUGGAGAAUGAACAUCCUGAGGCAAUGCUUGACUUUGGCUUUCGACAAUACUUCAACACCCUGGUGCUAGACGAAGGCUUGACGAUGUUGGAAAGAGCAACUGCGUUGCAUAAUUCAAUGGAAGAAUAUGUAGUAAGCCUCAUAUACAUAUACACCGGACAAGAAGAAAGGGGUGUUAAGUUUUUGGAGAACACCAUCAACAACAUCGGAUCUGCAGGGAUAGUCCAGUGCAGAAGGAAGUUACGUCAGAUGGCGAUGUCAAAUAGGAUGCGCAACCAUAUGAUUAUUAUGAUUUGUCAACUUUGUGUUCAGGUUACACGCAAUGAAAUAUUUCGCAGUUCAGAACAACACACACAAACAGAGUGCAGUUUACCGUAG
Molecule: messenger RNA, 633 nt
Organism: Chenopodium quinoa (quinoa)
Lineage: Eukaryota; Viridiplantae; Streptophyta; Magnoliopsida; Caryophyllales; Amaranthaceae
Product: putative F-box protein At1g67623
Exons: 4
Coding region: 1-633 (210 amino acids)
Molecular function (GO): protein binding
Source: RefSeq, a predicted model, not a curated record